AUGGCGUAUUCCUCAAAAGCAGACGAUAUUAACUGUUUAAUUAAUGAUGUUCCUGAACUCACCGAAGAUGAAAAAAUAACGCUGAUUACUGCCAUGAAGAAGGCAGAGGAGUUAGAUGCUGAGGAACGAAAUAAAAUGAGCCGGCCUUUGGAAGGUCAACUUUAUAAGUAUACAAAUGUGGUGAAGGGUUGGCAGUAUCGUUGGUUUAUACUUAUUCCAGAAACUGGUAUUUUAGAAUACUACAUGCUGGAUGAAGUUAAGAAAAAAAGGCCAAGAGGAGCGAUUUUUCUGGCUGGAGCUGUGAUAUCACCAAGUGAUGAAGAUGGUCAAUCUUUUGCUAUUAGUGCUGCGUGUGGUGAAUUAUAUAAGUUAAAAGCUAAUGAUGCAAAAGAGAGGCAAUUCUGGGUCAAUAGAAUACGAGCUGUUGCAGAGCAUCACACUAAAAAUAUUGCCGAAAAGAACCCUCCUUUGCCUCCAAGAGAAUAUAGGCCUGCUUUGUCUGUGAUUGACAUGAAAUCAUCAAAUACGUCAUCAGACGGCCACUCUACGUGGUACGCUGGUUUCAAUGCAAAUUCUAUCAUAGAUGCUCAUCCUACUCGUAGAAAAGUUACGAAGCGAAAGCAAGCUCCGGCAGAUGCUCACAAUGCUGCUGUUCACUCGGCUUCUUCUAUUGCAGAAGCUCUGAAUAAUGUUCGUGAUAUGUUAUGUCAAACAGAAGAUUUUAAUAGUACUUUGUCAAACAAAAUAGAGGCUCUUCCAUACUCUGGAAAUGGUCCAAAAUGCUGUGAUACUCACUUAUUACUGCUCAAAGCUACAUCAGCUGCAACCUUGCGGACAUUGCAACAGUGUUAUUCAGUUCUGCAAAAUCAACAAGUUGCUGUAAACUUUCCUAAGUCCUUAAUUGAUAGUAAACCAGAUAAAAUUUUCCUAAGAAGUCUAUCGAACCAGAGUUCUUCACCUCAAAGGUCUAGGGAAACUUCUGUCUCUAUUGAUCCUAGUGGUGAAGUAUCUGAUAAUGAAGACAUAAAAGAAAAAGAAGCUUCAAUUGAAGGAGACAGGCAUACUGUGAUCAUGAAUCUGAUGUCCCACUUGAAACUUGGCACAGAUUUGACGACAGUUGUUUUACCUAGUUUUAUCUUAGAGCCACGAUCACUUUUAGAAAUGUUCGCUGAUUGCAUGAGGCAUCCUGAUUUUUUAAUUAGGAUACCUGAUUGUCAAUCACCAAAGUUGCGGAUGCUAGCUGCAGUGCAGUGGUAUCUCACAUCUUUUCAUGCCGGAAGAGAGGCAUCUGCAUCCCAAAAGCCCUACAAUCCCAUAUUGGGAGAAAUGUUUCGGUGUUCUUGGAAUGUUUAUGAUGAUGAUCAUGAAAGCCCUGAAAAAUUAUAUAAAGUUACUUAUGUUUCUGAGCAGGUUUCGCAUCACCCGCCAGUUUCUGCAUUUUAUGUUGAGUGUCCCAAAAAGAAAAUUUCAGUUAGUGCUCAUUUAAGUGUGAAAUCAAACUUUUUAACCUCAUAUGUAGCUGUAAAUUUCAUUGGUGAAGUGGUUCUUCAUUUGCCAACAUAUGGUGAAACUUAUGUCUUUACAUUACCCAGUGCCUACGUCCGUUGUAUUCUCACUGUGCCUUGGAUAGAAUUGGGAGGAAGGAUAUCUGUAACAUGUUCAGCUUCUGACUACAGUGCUUCAGUUACUUUUCAGACCAAACCACAACAAGCUGGUACUCCUCAUAGAAUUUCUGGGGAAAUUAAACACCAAAAUGACACUGCAUACCGAAUUAGUGGAGAAUGGAACAACUCUAUUCAGUUUGUAUCUAAUGAGGGUGUUGUUGAAAGUAUUAAUGUGCCUGAACUCAAAAGGUUUCGUAAACAUGUUCGUCCCCUAGACCAACAAGAUACGUUUGAGUCACGAAAACUGUGGCAGCUUGUAACAAAAGCUCUCAUUGAUGAAGAUUUUGUAAAAGCUAAUGAAGAAAAACAAAAACUUGAAGAUCAACAGAGGGAGGAGGAAAAGAAGCGUGUUGCAUCUAAUACUGAAUACAAUGGAAAGUUAUUUUACAAGGAGAAUGAUGCAUGGAAAUACAAGUACCCUUUGCCAUGA
Messenger RNA from Uloborus diversus, 2094 nucleotides. RefSeq names its product oxysterol-binding protein-related protein 11-like. Gene Ontology annotation, molecular function: sterol binding. Gene Ontology annotation, cellular component: cytosol; membrane; intracellular membrane-bounded organelle. Lineage: Eukaryota; Metazoa; Arthropoda; Arachnida; Araneae; Uloboridae. The record is from RefSeq and is a predicted model, not a curated record. The transcript is spliced from 21 exons. The coding region runs from base 1 to 2094 and encodes 697 amino acids.